AUGAGUGCGUCGCAACCAAUCUUAAUCUACGCCGAACUUCUAGCCAAUAUACGCCAAGUCUCCGUUGUAUGCCUAUUGCCUACACCAAGUCGGGAGUCAACUAGUGCUAUUAUCUCAUCUGAUAGCUUAGUGUUCACAAUUCACCACGAUGAUAUAGAGACAUCUGUCCGUCUUCCAGGAAAACUCAAUGUAUACAGCCCGCCCCGAGAGCAAAUACUGCCACAACAGAAGUUAGGAUCGAGAUACCUUCCCUGGAGGUUACCUCUAGCAACUACCCCAGGACACUAUGCCGUAUCUGCGUUAGAGGACCAGACCGUUCCAUGGUCUGCGAAUGAUCUCCAACCUGAGUCAUCUGUUACAUGCAGAACAUGUCGUGCUCCAAUUGUCGAAUCUGGUACCAUAAAAGUAUGGAAAGACCUCCCAAGUGAGAAUUGGGCCGAAAUGAUGGAAUUCUGGCACUGCCAUAAACCUCACGACCAUGGACACGGACAUGAACACGACAACGAUGGCCUCACUUCAAAAGGGUAUGGUGCGAGUUCUAGAAUCUCAGCUCAACCCGGUGUCGGGUUUGUGGAUCUCACUUCAUUCUUGCUAUCGGAGACGGAUCUUUCUGCAUCUAAUAUAAUAAAAGGCCCAUCUCCAUUAGAGUUACACAAGGGACCUGAAAAUCAAGUUGAAUUGGCUAAGAAUGGACAAUCGCAUCAUUCACAAGUCGAAAGUUUACCAGUUUUCUGCAAAUAUUGUAAGAGUCAACUGGGAGUACUAAACAACCAAGAUUCAUCUGUCUCCUUGUUCAAAUGGCAAAUCCAUGCAAAUGAGCAGAUUCAACGAGAUAUAAAUAACUCUCCGAGUCUUUCUCACUGCAUCAGUGCAAUGCUCCUGGCAACGAUGGCCCGCUCGGGCUGUUCUAAAUCCAUUAUACUGCCGAUGAAAUCACAAGAGCAGCUAACCCGGGACAAGCCACAAAGCGAUGAAAAACACCAGUCACUGCUAAACGUUUGGGUUUUUAAUAGUAAUAUUACCUUCUCUUCGACCGAGGAGAUAAGAUCGCCCAUUAAAGCAGUCAAGGUAUUUUACCGUAUGGUUAGUCAGGAUGAAGCAGACAAACUGCUAGAUUCUAUGAUAUCGGAUGUACAAGAUAUCACUCUGCCAACUGAUGCUAUCGAAAAGGUCAUUGAUAUUCUGAGCAACAGCAAUGGCUUGUUACCUCCGAAUGAUCGUCAGCUCAAGGAAUGGAAAGUUGGUCUCUUAGAGAAGUGGGAUGGAAAAGGUCCCUUAAUCUCUUCGUAG
Annulohypoxylon maeteangense is the source of this 1290-nucleotide messenger RNA. Its product is annotated as ubiquitin-conjugating enzyme E2-binding protein. NCBI's taxonomy places the organism in Eukaryota, Fungi, Ascomycota, Sordariomycetes, Xylariales, Hypoxylaceae. The record is from RefSeq and is a predicted model, not a curated record. Bases 1 to 1290 code for a protein of 429 amino acids. The transcript is spliced from 2 exons. Gene Ontology annotation, cellular component: nucleus; ubiquitin ligase complex; cytosol. Gene Ontology annotation, biological process: protein polyubiquitination; protein monoubiquitination; proteasome-mediated ubiquitin-dependent protein catabolic process. Gene Ontology annotation, molecular function: ubiquitin conjugating enzyme binding; ubiquitin protein ligase activity; cyclin binding.